UAUUAAUGCAGUAGAGAUAGGGGAACUAUUAUCAAACGAAACGUCGACACAUACACACGGGUAUUGAAUGGAGGGAGUGCAAAAAUGUGGAUAUCUUGAGGUUAAGGAACCAUCAUGUAUCAAAGGAAGAAAACUUAAGACAUGGAAAAGAAAAUGGGCUGUCAUGCAGGAAAUGAGCAAUUUAGCAUCUGGAACUCUAGCAGCAAAAUUGGAUUUCUUUCUGAACGAGGCUUCUUCAAAAACAAAUCCUCCAUCAGCCGACAAACAGACAUACCUUCUGGAAAAUGUAACAGCUGUUGAACCAUGUUCUUCCAAAACUCACAAACUGGCAUUCCAGAUCGUACAAACCACACCAACCCUGGUUCUUUGUGCACAGACACAAAAAGAAACAGAGCAAUGGAUAUUGGCCUUCAAACAAAUAUUCUUGCCAAACCAGAGAAUAACAGAAGAGGAUGGAUUCCCUGUUACUGUUGUUACAAAUGAUGACGCAAAACGCUGCAACAUACAGGGGGAAUACCUUAUGGUUGUGUCUCCGGAAGUUAUUUCUAUAGAAGGAACCAAUGGUCAGACUGGAAUGGAAUGGAGGCUGGACUGUUUGAAGCGAUUCCACAUGGAUACAAGCAGACAGCACAUUCUAUUUAUAGAAAGUGGGGCGAAAGCUAGCUGUGGAGAAGCAAAAUUCGAGUUCCAGACGACUCUGGUACAUGCGAUAUUACAGGCGAUCAAGACUAACAUCAACAAGGCAAUCGAGAUGAGGAAAAGGCGAUCUUGUCAGAGUCAGGAGUCCCGGGACAGAACAAUGUCAAUGGAACGAGGAUUUCACAACAUUUUGUCGAAUUCCGGACAGAGAAGUCGAGCUUCGUCUUCUGCAGAAAGCAACAAAUCAGUGCCUAGCCCUGUUACCAACUCCCCAACAUUGUCUCUCAAAAGCGCUCUAGAGAGAACUGCUUGCUGGCAAGAAAAGAAUGAAAAUUUCUCUAGACUUCGAUGUAAUUCUUUAACACUUGGAAGUAACGUUAGUGAAGAAAGAUCAGAAGAAAAUUCACAUUCACACACAAGGAGUCUUUCUCUGCAUGUUCAGUCGGAUAAGAAAUCUCCACAUCAAUAUGAUAUUUUGACAUUAACAGAUAAGUCCAAAUUGGAGAUAAAACCAGAAAUAGUUGCUAAAGUCUGUGUUGCAACAGAAGAUAGUUCUAAACCACUGGAAGUCAUGUUAGACAGUCAUGGCUACAGUCACAUACCAGCUAAUGUUAAACACAGAAAAGACCAUGAAUGUGAAGCUGGUGCAGAGGAAUCUGAAAUUCCAAAGACUACAUCGAGUUCAGAUGUAACCGAGAACAUUUCUCCCAAUGUUGAUGAAAGACCAUGCAUGGGCACAACCGAAGAACACAACACACAGAGUGAUAUGACCAGCGAAAACUUAGAAGAGAAACGUUCAUUUUCUAUCGAAUCACACGAUUCGGGUGUUUCUUGUCCUUCGAGUUACCAGACAUCCACUGCAGACGAACAGGCCCAUCGAAACAAGGAAUCGUUCGAUAGUGCUAUUUCAUAUUCAGAAAUAAGGGUCUCUAUUCCGGAAGCAAUCGUCGUCACCGACAGUGGUAAUUCUGGGUUUACUAGAUCUUUUUCACAGCCAGACAGUAUGUGCUUCAAUGAACCCAAAAAUGAACGUUCAAACUCCGAACCUACCAAGACGGUAGCCUGUGAAACUGGAUAUGCAAAUAUGGAAAGUGAAUACGAAGACCUUGAUAAAUACAGAAAGGACUUGAAAAAAUUUUUGGGGAUGAGCGAUAAACCUCCAGAGGAGGUUCCUCCAAGUUUACCUGAACGUCCAGCAAGUUUACCUCCAUCGAGGAAAGUGUUAACAGUCCCAAAAAGGAAAAGAGUCUCCUUCACUGCCUUUGGAAACAAUCGGUCGUCCUCGUCAAGUUCAGAUUCUGAAGAUGCAGAGCAUGAAAUAGCAACAAUCGCAAGUUGGCCUAUAGGACAAAAUACAGGUAGUAAUGCUCUGUAUGCUAGCGUUGAAAGAAAUGCGAAUGUUGUUGAAACGAAAACUUCAGAGUAUGAUCAAAAUCUAUACGAGACGAUACCAGCAGCAGUUGAGGAAGAACACAACGAAUCUCCAAUUUCCUCGAUCAAAACAUGGCCUCUAAAUCGUACAGCGAAAGCCAACUGUAAUCGUUUUUAUGAAUCUAACGUUUCAAUACAAACACCAGCAUUUCCAUCUGAGACUGAGGUGACAGAUUCUAAACCCUUGUCAAAGAAAGACCAAGAUGACAUAUCGAGAGAUUUUCUGACUGGGGAAGCACCGCAUAUAUCUUCCAAAGUGCUUCCAGUUUUGAACCCUACAAAGCAAGCACCUGUUGUGGACCUUUUAAGUGAGGAUAUACCAGACCAGUCCAAGAAAUUACCUGUUUUGGACGUUAUGUUACCAUUCGGUUUUGAAGAAAUUAAAAACAGUCAGCUUGGCACGGGAAUGUCACAGGUAAAACUUAGAAGACCGGAUGGAGCGGAAAACCCAUUCCCAAACAUAGCUCGCUAUAGUGGAGCUAUGGAAAGUUUUGCAGAGAACUCGAGAAAUUCAACCAGGCGAAAUUCUAACAAUUCUGAUAUAGUAACCACAGAAGAAGGGAAUUUUCAAAACAAAACUGAAGUUGAUUGUGUUCAGGAAGAAAAAGACUUGAUUGACUUUGGGGAUACAGAAUCGUCUUCUGAUCAGAAACCUGACACGGAGGAUGUUUAUAUUGCAAUGGAAGAGAAGGAACCUAUCUAUGUAGAACCUUCACUUUUACAAUCAAGUGAUUGAUGACAGUCAUAGCGUUUAAGCUUGCAAGAGUCUUCACGAUGAAGACUAUCAAAUGUAUAUA
Messenger RNA from Saccostrea echinata, 2867 nucleotides. RefSeq lists its product as uncharacterized. The record is from RefSeq and is a predicted model, not a curated record. Gene Ontology annotation, cellular component: cytoplasm. NCBI's taxonomy places the organism in Eukaryota, Metazoa, Mollusca, Bivalvia, Ostreida, Ostreidae. The transcript has 4 exons. Gene Ontology annotation, biological process: cell surface receptor protein tyrosine kinase signaling pathway; positive regulation of MAPK cascade. Bases 68 to 2806 code for a protein of 912 amino acids.